CUAUGAGUCACGUCCUGGGCCUGGAGUUGAGGAGGGAAGCGCCGCCUCUCCUCGGGCCCCUUCUCUCCUCCUUUCCCCUCCCCGCGGGUUCCUGGCCUAGCCAGAUACUGCGCAGCAAUCACGGUUCUCCAUCACCAGUUUGCCUGGCGUCUCCGAGGCCGCGAGCUCCUGGAGGCUCCCCGUGGCCCAGAGUUAUAGUCGGGACACCUCGGUCGCGGGUGAUUGUCGGGUCUCCACGGGCCCGGGUCGCUGGGGCUGAUCAGGCUCCAGUGCCUUCUCGGGGCUCCCCGCAAGGCCGUAGGCGAGAUGAACAUUCUGGCGCCGGUGCGGAGGGACCGCGUCCUGGCGGAGCUGCCCCAGUGCCUGAGGAAGGAGGCCGCUUUGCACGUGCACAGAGACUUCAACCCCCGCGUCACCUGCGCCUGCCAGGAGCACCGGACAGGCACCGUGGGAUUUAAGAUCUCCAAAGUCAUUGUGGUGGGGGACCUGUCCGUAGGGAAGACUUGUCUCAUUAAUAGGUUCUGCAAAGAUACUUUUGAUAAGAAUUACAAGGCCACCAUUGGAGUGGACUUUGAGAUGGAACGAUUUGAGGUGUUGGGCGUCCCCUUCAGUCUGCAGCUCUGGGAUACUGCUGGACAGGAGAGGUUCAAAUGCAUUGCAUCAACCUAUUACCGAGGGGCUCAAGCCAUCAUCAUCGUCUUCAACCUGAAUGAUGUGGCCUCCCUGGAACAUACCAAGCAGUGGCUAGCUGAUGCACUCAAGGAGAACGACCCUUCCAGUGUGCUUCUCUUCCUCGUGGGUUCCAAGAAGGACUUGAGUACUCCUGCUCAGUAUAUGCUAAUGGAGAAAGACGCACUCAAGGUGGCCCAAGAGAUGAAGGCUGAGUACUGGGCGGUCUCAUCUCUCACUGGUGAAAAUGUCCGGGAAUUCUUCUUCCGUGUGGCGGCACUGACCUUUGAGGCCAACGUGCUGGCUGAGCUGGAGAAAUCGGGGGCCCGGCGCAUUGGGGACGUUGUCCGCAUCAACAGUGAUGACAGCAACCUUUACCUAACUGCCAACAAGAAGAAGCCCACGUGCUGCCCGUGAGCGGUAAGGGGACGGUCGAGAGACUGGCCAGCCCUGGGGCACUGUGCCACCUUGAUUGCCCUAGAGCUCGACCCUGGACACUUGCACUGAUUGUUUUUCCAGACCAAAGAGCUGCCCCUUCGUGGCAGUACCCCUGGAGGGGUAGCAGGGACCAUGCUAGUCACUUCCUGCCCCAGACACCAUGCCAAAGACUAGAUGUCCUCCCUCCCCAGGGGCUCUCCGGGCUGCCCAGCAGUGGGGAGGUAGUCCCUGCUGCUUUUGCUUAGCCUGCUGGACCCCUUGAGUAUGAGGAUGCUUAAUGAUCCAAGCCUUACACUGUGCCUUAUGCAUUAAAAUCUCUGUUGUUAGCA
Messenger RNA from Acinonyx jubatus (cheetah), 1436 nucleotides. It is a transcript of the gene RAB34, whose product is annotated as RAB34, member RAS oncogene family. Bases 307 to 1086 code for a protein of 259 amino acids. NCBI's taxonomy places the organism in Eukaryota, Metazoa, Chordata, Mammalia, Carnivora, Felidae. The record is from RefSeq and is a predicted model, not a curated record. The transcript has 11 exons. Gene Ontology annotation, biological process: phagosome-lysosome fusion; endocytosis. Gene Ontology annotation, molecular function: GTP binding; GTPase activity.